Saccostrea echinata is the source of this 2085-nucleotide messenger RNA. RefSeq lists its product as uncharacterized. The record is from RefSeq and is a predicted model, not a curated record. The coding region runs from base 1 to 2010 and encodes 669 amino acids. The transcript has 10 exons. Lineage: Eukaryota; Metazoa; Mollusca; Bivalvia; Ostreida; Ostreidae.
AUGGCUAGUGAAUUUGUUGACCAGUUUGCUUCACAAGUUAAGGAACAUUCUAUUUCAGUAAACUGCUGGUGCCGACCCAAUGAAAGAGCUGAUGUUAUUUUUAUAUUCGAAGAAUCGUACAGCACAGGGGAAUAUCCUAAUGUGGCUCCCACGGAGUGGAACCACCAAAAGAAUUUCUUGUCCAAGUUAGUGAACCAAAUGUAUAUAGACUCAGACAAUGGAAUAAGAGUGGGCGCUGUGACAUAUAAUACGGAUCCAACGUGGCGUUUUGAUCUCAACACGUACACCAGUAAGAACGAGAUUGUGAUUGCUAUUACAAGCAUAUCAACUGACAGGCGGUCGAAUCUGUACGAAAACGACACCGACUACUCCGACAAGGCUCUGGAGUAUGCGUACACUAACAUGUUCCAAGCAGAUAAAGGGGACAGACCUGACGCCCCCAACUAUUACAUCUAUACGUCAGACUCCCUUUUCUCUGCAGACGAUCCAUACUCAAAAGUCCAUAUCAUAAGAAAUGCUGGAGAUAACUACGUCUGGGCUAUCGGGGUCAAGGAUGCUGCCUCCCAAACCAAAUUGUCUCAGUCCGUGGGGGCGGACGGGAGGUACUUCACAGGGUCCAGUUUUAGCGCUAUAAAUACAGAUGACUUCGCCAAAAAGAUGUGGGAGGCAUUCAGUGGGUGUCCAAUCACAGAUCCAGCCAUUGGAAAAUAUUACUGCUUCCGGGUUCCUCUCCUGUAUUUUGAGGAACCAAGUUCAGCUUCUGCAGUCACAGAAACCUGUGAGCAGGAUACAGGAAUGAUGUUCCUGAUGCAGGAUUCCCUGUUUGAGAUAAAUUGCUGUGGUAUAAUAACGGCGUGGGAGUUCUAUCCUUGUGCUGUUGGAAUCGUCCAGUUUAUGGUUUGGUCUCAGAAAUCAGGAACAAUUUAUGAACUCAAGGCCAUACAGGAAGUGGAGAUCAUAGACUCUGACCUCCAAGGAAAUGUAAAAGCGUUAAAUUACACUGUUCCCGAGGAUCAGCGUAUUGCUAUUAUAGCCGGGGACAGGAUUGGAUGGAGGGUCUCCGAGAGAAACAUUAUAUCAUACCGAGCUUGCACAUACUCAACCGACAGAUUUUGUCCUCAAAAUAUAUACCGUACUCAAUACAAAGAUAACCCGUAUGAAUACAUGUUGUUUGAUUGGUCAGAAAGUUUAGCCAAUGCAAGUUCGUCAACAGUUGAGAAGUUGUCGGAGAGAGGAUAUACUAUCAAAGUGUACGCCAACAACAAUACACAGGUGUCCUUCGAGGAAUCGAUGUACUUGACUUCUGCUGCUGACCACUGGCCGGUAGGAACAAGUUUUUCCUCCUAUUCCAUCCUAGGUCAAGAUUACAAAGAAAAUGUCACUGUGUCUUGGGCACUGAAAAACGAUUAUAUUGACCUUAAUGAGUCAUUCAGUUUUACACAAGUAGCACGACAGCUGGAACCGUCUGAGAGUCCCGAAGGUUUGGCAGGAUACCUGGCGAAGUUAAAGGUGGUGGAUACUUGUCGAAAUACAGCUACGACAACCUUCAGUGUAGAGACAUUUAAUGGGCCGCCAAUCAUUACCAAUUUCCCCAAAGAAAUGUCAUUACCGGAAACACAGGGCGGAAGUGAGCUGGUUUACAAGGUGGCGGUGUAUGACCCCACAGUGCCCCCUGAUGCCGUCUGCUGUACAUUAGAAAGUGUUCGUCCUCAGACACUUAACUUUGAAAUAAAACUCAUCAAUGGGACGGAAUUCGUCAUCUUUACAUAUGAAAAGCCAAUUUUUGCCUACCGUGACGUUAAUUCCUACAUGUUGUCCGUGUGUUGUGAGGACGGAUUUGGAACGGUCAAAGGCGUUUUAAAAAUUGACAUCACGGAGGUUAAAGAAAAAGAAUUUUACACUCCCCCUACCUGGUUCUAUACCUCGGUGAUCGCCAGUCUCCUGCCCAUCUCCACUAUGUACAUGAUCAGCUGCUUCCUGAUGAAUUACACCAUGUUCUUCGUGGACUGAAAAUAAAGAACUAGAUUUUUAUAGUGUACCUUUAUGUGAAGAAAACAAUAAAAAAGUGUUUUAUAGACAAUUAUU